AUGACAUGGACAGCAAGGGGUAUGAGACGCGGCCCUGAUUGGUGGUUGAAGACAAAAAUCAUACGUCUUGAGUCUUUUAUAGCUGCAGCGAGCAUUAUUGAAUGGCUGAUGCUCUGCAGCACUCGUAAGACUGCAGUGCCACAGGAUGGUUCCAUACCACAAAGCCAUCUUGAAACGAGGCACAGUAAAUUCACGCCGCACACUCGAAACCAUCCACGUUCCAAUCUGCCUCGAGACGCACCUGUGACGACUCGGAUUUCGAGAGUAUACGACGCAGCCAUGCUGUUCGCAAAGAGAUAUGAUUGUGUAAUAGACGCAGAAGGCUUCAGACAGUGCUAUGGAGAGGACAGCUUCUGGUACAGUGACACAGGCAUAAUAAUCAAAUGGGUCAUCCUAAUAUUCUUCUUCCUCCUCUUCUUCGGCUGGUUCAUCGGUGGCUACAUACACGCCAAACAUCGGCUACGAAAGGGUCUCCCUUUACUUUCCUACCAUCGUUUCCUGGUAUCCUACUCCACCCGCCGUCGCUACGGCCAAGCCGGUCCCCCCCAAAAUCACUUCACUUUUUAUCAAACGCCCACGCCCGCCAAUCCAGCAUACGCCCAGCGUCAAGACCCCGCUUGGACUGAACCCCCGCCUCUCUACCAAAACACAGACUCCCCGCCCCAAUACUACCCGCCCCCGGGCGCCACCAAGAUGCAUCCGCAACAGGGCGGGGCAGCCGGUGUCGAGCUGCCACAGUAUGGGACUACUGCUGCUGCUCGUCCUGCCAUCAGUGGGUUUCCUGGACCGGGCAUGUUGCAGGGUGGUCAGACGAAUGGGUUUGUGGGUUCGGGGUCGGGCGCGGGACCACAUGGGGAUGUGGAGCAAGGGGGUUUGAGUGCGCAGCCGGUGUUGCCGGCGAGACCGGAGACUGCGAAGACGAAGUUGAUGGGUGUUGUGGGGAGGUUUAGACGGUAG
Molecule: messenger RNA, 957 nt
Organism: Plenodomus lingam JN3
Lineage: Eukaryota; Fungi; Ascomycota; Dothideomycetes; Pleosporales; Leptosphaeriaceae
Source: RefSeq, a predicted model, not a curated record